Messenger RNA from Dentiscutata erythropus, 223 nucleotides. Lineage: Eukaryota; Fungi; Glomeromycota; Glomeromycetes; Diversisporales; Gigasporaceae. The record is from the annotation of a GenBank genome assembly.
UUCGGAGCCCCGCACCUGCAUUCACCGCUACUGCUGUUAUUGACGGACAGUUCAAGAAAGUUUCCCUUGAAGACUAUGCUGGUCAAUUUGUUGUACUCUUUUUUUAUCCGAUGGACUUUACAUUAGUUUGUCCAACUGAAAUUAUCGCCUUUUCUGACCGCAUUAAAGAGUUCAAAAAUUUGAAUACAUCAGUUUUGGCAAUUUCUUGUGACAGUCAAUUUAC